Molecule: messenger RNA, 1470 nt
Organism: Paracoccidioides brasiliensis Pb18
Exons: 4
Coding region: 1-1470 (489 amino acids)
Biological process (GO): carbohydrate metabolic process
Molecular function (GO): alpha-galactosidase activity
Source: RefSeq, a predicted model, not a curated record
AUGGUUGUUUGGAUCCCCUCAGCUUUGUGUCUUGCUGUGGGAUUAUUCGCCCACUGCGCUCCAGCUUUGGAUAAUGGGCUGGCGUUGACACCACAGAUGGGCUGGAAUACGUGGAACUCGUUUUAUUGCGACCUGAAUGAGGAAGUGGUUCUUGACGCAGCGGACAAGAUCGUUCAGCUGGGUUUCAUGGACCUUGGUUAUGAAUAUAUUGUGUUGGAUGAUUGUUGGUCUGCGGGACGCAAUUCAUCCGACUAUUUACAACCGAAUCUCGAGAAAUUUCCGAGUGGAAUUGAUGGGCUUGCCGCCAAAAUACACGCCAUGGGCCUGAAAAUCGGAAUAUACUCUAGCGCUGGAACCAAGACAUGCGCUCAUUACGAAGGUUCGCUGGGCUAUGAGGAGAAAGAUGCUGAGCUUUGGGCAAGCUGGGGAAUCGAUUAUCUAAAAUAUGACAACUGCUACAAUGAGGGUCAAGAAGGGACGCCCCUCCUUUCCUUCAAUCGGUACAACGUUAUGGGCAAGGCCCUUAACGCUACAGGCAGACCGAUUUUGUACAGUCUGUGCAACUGGGGUAUCGACGGGCCGUGGAACUUUGCGCCCACCAUUGCCAAUUCGUGGCGCAUAACGGGAGACCUAUUCCUCAACUAUAACAGGGAAACACCGGAGUGCCCCUGCGCAGAAUUGGGCGGUCUUGAUUGCAAGCUGCCUGGAUUCCGCUGCUCCGUGAUGAAUGUUCUUAACAAAGCAGCCUACCUUCCAUCUAAGGGAUUUUCUGGGGCGUGGAAUGAUCUGGACAUGCUCGUGGUGGGUAAUGGGGGGUUGACGGAUGACGCAAUGGUCGCACACUUCAGCUUGUGGGCGGCAUUAAAAUCACCGUUGCUGAUGACACCUGUAUUGAGUAAGGUCGAUGCGAAAAGCCUCUCCAUUUUGCAAAAUAUCGCAGUCCUGGCGAUCUCACAAGACUCUGCUGGUUUAUCCGCAACCCGUAAAUGGAGACAGUAUGUCGGGGACGCGGAUGAAUUUGGACGAGAAGGGGAAAUUCAGAUGUUUAGUGGUCGCCUUGCUGGAGGGGAUGAAGUUGUCCUGUUCCUCAACGCAGCAGCAACCGAUAGGCAGAUGGAGUCUUCCCUUGAAGACAUAUUCUGGGAUCGGGGGCCCGGCGGAAUUGCUCCCGAAAUCCAGGAGACAUGGGACAUAUACGAUCUGUGGGCAAACCGCAUGGAUGACGAAACUGCCUUGACAAUUAUCCAUGGGAAUGCAUCUCAGGAAGUCAUGGCUGAACGCAACCUAACUGCGCUGGGAGGCCCUAGGAAGGUAUUUGCAAAAGUGCCCAAGUCAACCUCGGCGACAUUCAUGGGGUUGAAGAUCGGAAGCGUACAGCCCGGUGGUGUUGUAACGGCAUUUGUCAAGGCCCAUGGCGUAGCGAUGUUCCGUCUUCGCCGGAAGCCAUCCCUCCACCGGGAUGAAUUAUGA